AUGGAGCUAUGGAACUCCACUGCCGGACGUGACUUCAUCUUGGUGGGGAUUCUGAAUGACUGUGCAUUUCCUGAACUGCUCUGUGUCACAAUCACAGUCCUGUACAUGUUGGCCUUGAUCAGCAACAGCCUGCUGCUCCUGGUCAUCACCAUGGAUACCCGGCUCCACGUGCCCAUGUACCAGCUGCUCGGGCAGCUCUCUCUCAUGGACCUCCUGUUCACAUCAGUUGUCACACCCAAAGCCCUCGUGGAUUUUCUGCGCAGAGAAUACAUCAUCUCCUUUGAAGGCUGUGCCCUGCAGAUGUUCCUGGCCCUAACACUGGGUAGUGCAGAGGACCUCCUACUGGCCUUCAUGGCCUAUGACAGGUAUGUGGCCAUUUGUCAUCCUCUGAACUACAUGGUGUACAUGAGACCAAGGGUCUGCUGGCUCAUGGUAGCUACAUCCUGGAUCCUGGCAUCCCUGAGUGCUCUAGGUCACACUGUCUACACCAUGCACUUCCCUUUCUGCAUGUCUUUGGAGAUCAGGCAUCUUCUCUGUGAGAUCCCACCCUUGCUGAAGUUGGUCUGUGCAGAUAGCUCCAGGUAUGAGCUCUUGGUGUAUGUGACAGGUGUGACCUUCCUCUUGCUUCCCCUUACGGCCAUAGUUGCCUCCUACACUCUCAUACUGUUCACAGUGCUCCACAUGCCCACAAAUGAGGGGAAGAAGAAAGUGCUUGUCACCUGCUCUUCCCACUUGACUGUGGUGGGGAUGUUCUACGGAGCUGCCACUUUCAUGUAUGUUUUGCCCAGUUCUUUUCACAGCCCCAAACAGGACAACAUCAUCUCUGUUUUCUACACGAUUGUCACUCCAGCUCUGAACCCCCUCAUCUACAGCCUGCGGAAUAAAGAAGUCACAGGGGCCUUGAGAAGGGUCCUGGGAAGAUAUGUGUUGCUGGCACACUCAGCUCCGUAG
Lepus europaeus (European hare) is the source of this 951-nucleotide messenger RNA. RefSeq names its product olfactory receptor 2AG2-like. The transcript has a single exon. NCBI's taxonomy places the organism in Eukaryota, Metazoa, Chordata, Mammalia, Lagomorpha, Leporidae. Gene Ontology annotation, biological process: G protein-coupled receptor signaling pathway. Gene Ontology annotation, molecular function: olfactory receptor activity; G protein-coupled receptor activity. Bases 1 to 951 code for a protein of 316 amino acids. Gene Ontology annotation, cellular component: membrane. The record is from RefSeq and is a predicted model, not a curated record.